AUGGUCAGAUUUCUCGUGCUUUUUUCCUAUUUAGGUAGAAAUUUUAGUGGUCUGCAAGUUCAGACAUACAGUCCGGUAAAGACGGUUGUGGGUGUUUUGCAGUAUGCCUUCACAAAGUUGGUCCACCAAAUUGAUUACCCUGGCACCAAGGAUCAGGCUGUUAAAUUUGUAACUUCAAGUCGAACAGACAGAGGUGUUAGUGCUCUGUGCAACGCUGGCCAUGUUGAUAUCUAUUCACCAAAGAUCUUGAGGAUGAUGAGAGUUCCAGACGAUUUUCAUAGUAGGUACAAUGCACUUAGCAGGUCCUAUGUAUAUAGGGUCUGCUGUUUAGGGAAUAGGAAUGUACCUGUACCCACAGCCCUUGACGUACCAUUGCUAGAAAGACAGACGUGCUUGAUCAUCAGACAACAAUUAGACAUGGAAUCAGUACAGAAAGCCGCCCAACUCCUAACUGGCCGACAUGAUUUCCGUGCAUUCACUACCCCGACAAACAGGAGGCUGAUAGAAGAUGACGCCAGUAACAACAACAACAAGGACGACGAUGAAGAAUCAGACAUUGAAAUAGAAAGUGUCAAAGAUAUGGAGGUCAAAGUUCAAAGUGGGCAGGGAGCUUUGGAUGAGUACGUUGAUUAUCUCUAUGGGGGGAGGAUGAAGAUUUGGGAUUUUCAUUUUAGGGCUCAUUCAUUCCUUUACAGACAGGUUCGGAAAAUGGUAGGAGCCAUGCCUCGUAAACCAUCUAAAGGCGAAUGA
Messenger RNA from Helobdella robusta, 750 nucleotides. RefSeq lists its product as hypothetical. Bases 1 to 750 code for a protein of 249 amino acids. The transcript has 8 exons. NCBI's taxonomy places the organism in Eukaryota, Metazoa, Annelida, Clitellata, Rhynchobdellida, Glossiphoniidae. Gene Ontology annotation, biological process: tRNA pseudouridine synthesis; mRNA pseudouridine synthesis. Gene Ontology annotation, molecular function: RNA binding; pseudouridine synthase activity. The record is from RefSeq and is a predicted model, not a curated record. Gene Ontology annotation, cellular component: cytoplasm; nucleus.